Aphis gossypii (cotton aphid) is the source of this 1976-nucleotide messenger RNA. It is a transcript of the gene Gclm, whose product is annotated as glutamate--cysteine ligase regulatory subunit. Gene Ontology annotation, molecular function: glutamate-cysteine ligase catalytic subunit binding; enzyme regulator activity. Gene Ontology annotation, cellular component: glutamate-cysteine ligase complex. The record is from RefSeq and is a predicted model, not a curated record. The coding region runs from base 174 to 941 and encodes 255 amino acids. NCBI's taxonomy places the organism in Eukaryota, Metazoa, Arthropoda, Insecta, Hemiptera, Aphididae. The transcript is spliced from 5 exons. Gene Ontology annotation, biological process: glutathione biosynthetic process.
CUUCAAUUGUGUGUAGCGUGUACGCACGACGUACGUUCAAAUUAGGACAUUUUGCUCAAAUAUCCAUCACAACAAAUAACAAUCAUUUUCGUCAUUUGUUUAGAAAAUCGAUUUUUACUCAUUGUACAUACGUUAUAGCAAGUGUGUAGUUUACUACCAACAGUGAUUUUACAAUGCCUUACGAUAUUCCAAAAAAUGUUUCAAAAAUUUAUAUUCAUACUGGAAAUGUGUUAAAUGCUAAUGAAUUGACACAAAAGGCUGGUCAAAAUGCAACUGAAGAGGUAGUUGAAUGUUUAAACAUUUGUCUGUCCAAGUAUCCAUCACCAUUUGCAUUGAACGAAAAUAAUGUACACUUAAAAUGUGAUGAGUGCUACAACACCGACAAUGAAGAAGAUUUAGCUCUCAGAACAAGUGUCAAAAUUUUUCUAACAACAAACGAAGUGGAUGUAUUGGAAGAUUCGUUAAAAAACCUUUUUAAAGAAUUGAACGACGAGGUUGUAGAUUCUGUAAUCUUAGCAUUUAAUCAUGGUAAAGAUACCUUGUUAGCAGAUCUAUUAACUCUGUGGUCAAUACUUGAAGGAUAUGUUAACAAACAGAAAAUCACUCGUAUAGGUGUGAGUGACAUUGACACAGAUCUGUUCAUUUCUUUGUACAAUAACUCAAUUAUUAAGCCAACAAUUGUACAAAUUAAUUUGAACUCUUGUUGUGUUGUACCAGAAGCCCUUCAAGAAUUUACUAAAGAUAAUGAAAUACAGUUAUUGACACACAGUGAUUCAAAAGAAAUUUUACCCCAAUCGUGCUUAGCUGAAAUUUUUGGUCACCAAACUGAACUAAAACAAAAAAUACCUAAGCUCGAAUGGAUGAUAAGAUAUCUAACUCAUGUUAAGUGCAGAGGAGUGUUAGCAAAUAAAGGAUACAUAGUAUGUCUUAAAAGAUCAUAGAAUGAAUCUACAUGUUUAGAAGGCAAAUCAUGAUGUAUACACACAUUUUUUUUAUUAUUGAAAAAGUUUAUGAAUUUUAUACUUUUUUCUUCGAACAAACUAAAAUUGUUACUAAACAAAUUUAAAUAAAUUGUUAUCAUAAUAUUUUUUUACUCUUGUGAAGACAUCUUAAGUCUACAACUUAUACAACUGUUGUAACCUUGUUAAAGUUAUGAUAGUUACACAUUUUUAUAAAUUAUAUAACUAUCCUAAAUGUUAAUAAACCUAAACAUAAAAAUGAAUAAAUAAUUAUUUAAUUUUAUAUUCAAUAUAUUAACACUGAAUUAACACUGCAUAAUUUUUUAUUACAAAUAAAUUGCUGGUUAGAUAUUAUUGUAGAGUAAAAUAUCACUUUAUUAAAAUUAAUAUAAAUGUUAAUUAUUUUUUCUAAAUUAUUUUAAGCAAACACAUUAAUUUAAUAAUUUAAAAAAUGUCGACCGGCUUUACUUACAACUAAAAAUAUUGAAAUGAAAACAAUUAAAUAUGUUUAAUUUUUUACAAUUGAAAUUCUAUCUAAAAGUUAAAUUUUACUCGAAUAACUGAAAAAUGUUUAUGAAAUUUAUGUUUAUAAGUUUAAUAAUUGUUACUUUUACGAAAGCUUACUUAUGUGAUAAAACAUCAACUUAGUGUUGGCACUUUGUAUAUUAUGUCUUGAUCAAUAAUACAAUUCAUACUGUAUACUGUUAAUCUGUAUUCUAUCAAUAAAUUAUACAUUUGUAGGGUACUCAUAAGAUAAAAUGUAUUAAGAGAGAAGAUUUAUUAAUAUAACUUAUGUAAAUUACAAAAUUAUGGUUUAUAGCAUGCUAAUUAAAGACCAAUAGCAUAACGCAAUAUAUUGAAUACCUAUACAGAUUUGUUGAGUAAAUAAAAUUGUAAUACAUUUGUUAUACAUUUUUAUAAAAGUGAAUUAUCUGUUUUUGACCAAUAUAUUAAACAUAAGGGUAGUGUAGCACAUUAUAUUAUUAUUGUAUAAGAAUAAAUAUUGCAUUUUUUAAA